UGAUCUUUCUUCGCAGAAGAAAGAUAAAACUCUUUCUACCCAUUGUUCCAUCUUCUCUCUUUCGUUUCGUUCCCCCAUCUCUUCGUAUAUAUACUUAUUUUGUAAAGCUAGCUAGCUAGGCCGAUCUAAAGCCAAUAUUUCACAAAAUAAGUAUAUAUAUAUAUAUAUCUGCUUAUACGUACGUACCAGCUUAUACGUAUAAUACACGUAAAUUAGCCGUUCCGGUUGUUACACAGAAAAGAAGUCAUGGGUUUCCUUCACAAGCUUUGGGACGAAACACUUGCCGGUCCGGCACCCGACACCGGCCUCGGCAAACUGCGCAAGUAUGAUUCAUUUUCAGCCACACGAUCGACUCCUAUGGUAGCCAAUGAGGUGCCUGUCACUCGGAGCAUUACCAUUCUUAGGUCUAACCCCAAUUUUAGAAACCUUUCGGUUGAUCCUGGUUCGGCACCAGAAUCUCCGGCCGGGACAAGCAACCCUGAGACACCUCUAACACCGGGGACACCAGUCGGAGACUUCAAGAAACUUACGAGGAGAAAAUCGUCAGCCGGGGCAUUAGAUCAACAGGCUGAGUCAAGAAGAUAGUGAUUACGGCUUUGGAUCGUUGAGGGAGCAAGUGGCGAUUUUGUUUCAGCUUUCAAGCAGCAGCAGAAAUAUCAUAUGAUCAUGUGUAUAUAUAUAUAUAUAUAUAAUAUUUGUACAUAUAUAUAGAGAGAGAGCCCUACCCCUAGCCAUAUAUAUGGCUAUAUAAUAUGGUCUCUUAUAUAUGCGUCUACAUGUAAAUAUAACAAAUUAUUAAUUAGAUUAGUACUAAAAUAUAUAUAUAUAUAUAUAUAAAAUAAAAUGGAUGGCUUGGAUGAAGAAUAUUCGAAGAAAUUAAUUAAUAGAACCAAUGCUUUGGAGUUUCCAAUUAGGAGGAAAUUAAGCCGUGUUCGAGGGCAUGCAUGGGGAUACCCGGCUUUGUUAAUGAAGCUGCCUAAUGAACCGAUGCUUUGGGGUGACCGAGAUUUGGAGGCUCGUUAUUAUUGUUUUCUUUGCUUAAUUUCUUCAUUAAUUUUCCCCUUCCUGAGCCUGCAGUACUCAUGCAAGUUGAUCUGUGCGUGAUCUCUUUGUGUAAAUAUGAACUGUGUUUUGAAUCCUCUCUCAAUGCAGAAACUCUAAAUGGAGAUGAAAGUUAAUAUUUUAUGUACUAUAUAUAUAUAUAUAUAUAUCCUCAAUUGGUCUGA
This is a messenger RNA of Juglans regia (Persian walnut), 1226 nucleotides long. Its product is annotated as dormancy-associated protein homolog 4. The transcript is spliced from 3 exons. NCBI's taxonomy places the organism in Eukaryota, Viridiplantae, Streptophyta, Magnoliopsida, Fagales, Juglandaceae. Bases 247 to 585 code for a protein of 112 amino acids. The record is from RefSeq and is a predicted model, not a curated record.